ACUCCAGCGCGUGUUGCCGACAACCAACAAUCGAGACAGUGGACAAUCGAUAUAGUGAAUCGAGAAUUGCAUUCGAAUUAUCCAAAUUUGAAAUUGCCAAUUCUAGUGUUGUACCCCUGUGUGUUUAGUGCAAGAGCUGCCGACAAGUGAGAGUGUGGAAAGUAAGGCGGAGUAUGCGCCAGCGCAUGUUUUCACUUUCUACGUGACGGGACACACUGAGCGAUGACUCCCGUGAAUACAAUACGGCCAUUGGCCAUAAUAUGGCUAACUAUAGCUAUCACCUGCGCAGCUGCCGACCACAACGACCAAAAUAUGACUACAACCAAAGCCAUACGUACUACGAUCCUUCCUUCACGGACUACAAGAACAGAACUCAAAGUUUCCAGAAGUCUGAAUCCACAUGAUACUCAAACCCUUAAUGUGAAAACUAGGCAAGGUCAUAUGACUCAACUCAUUGUAAAGAAAAAGGAUAUAAAGAGCACAACUCUUCAUGCGAGCACGACACAAGCUCCUACUACCGUAUCGGUCAAGACUACUGUUACGUCACUUAAGCCCAACAUAACUGUUGAAGAUAAUAAAAACAAAACAGAAAGUAGAGACCAGAGGAAACUUAACUUUGUUGGAACACUUAACAGUGACUUAGCUGGGUACGAUUACUACUUAAAUCGCAAUAAAAAUUCUGACGCUGAACUUGGUGAUAUUAAAACUGAAUACGGUAACUGGUCUCCUGUAUCAGUUUACCCUGAAUCUCAUAUACAGGAAGAUGGUAAGAAACCAGAAACAGAUCCAGAAACAUCAAGUUAUUAUCCCACAUAUGAUAAUGAUAAAAUAACAGAAGACAAAAAGGUUUACAUUACGUCAACAAGUUUUUUAGAUUACGGUAGUCCAAUUAAAAACUACAGAUUCGAUCCCCAUAACCCAGUAAUAAAAAAUGACCGAAAUCCAGUAUAUAUUGAGGUGGUAAGCACGAAAGUCGCUGAUGGUGAAGAAAAAUCUUUCAAAAUCCCUGAUCCAGUAGUAAUUAGUUCUGAACCUAUGUACCUAAAAAAAGCUGUUGAUAAGUAUAACAAUAAGCGUGGCAGAUCUAUUUUAUCCCUCGGUGAAGAUGGCAUACCUGAAAUUCAUGGAGUAAGAGUACCUGAUGAUGAAUCUGAUAAGAAAACUUGGAGAAAUGCGCGUGUUGUCAAUGGAGAACUGUUACCAUAUCCAGAGGGCUAUAAACCACCUAAAGCGAUAGCAGAAGCAGAUGUGUAUCCCAAUAUUGCAGACGUCGAACCCCACCAGAGUUUUGGGCCUUUCACAAAAGAAGACAAUUUUGAACACAAUGAUGGACCCUUCACAAAGUUUGACAAUAUUAAAUUUGAUUAUGACGAUGCCAUUGGUCCCUAUAUGACAAGUGAUAAUCCAGCAUAUGCAUACAAACAAAAGAAAGACAAUUAUUAUUUGAAAUCUAAUUACGGGCCUUUCACUAAAGCCGAUAAUUCAAAAGUAGCCAACUCUAAACUUAUAGAAUACAUCAAGCAAAUUAAUGAACAAGAAUCUAAACGAGAUUACUUCAGCGGUCGUAGUUCAAGAGCUCACACUGGGGAUCUGGAAUACUCUGAAAGCCAUAUUCAAAGGCGCAUGCUCCAACAUCCUGGAGAAAAUAACUUCCCAAAUUCAUUAAUGUACACUCCAAAAAAUGCUAAGCCAGAGUUUGAUGAAAGUGUUCGCAAUCCAGUAUUACAAUAUGCUCAUCCAGAAUUAGGUAUUCAGCCCGCUAAAGCCACUAAUGUAGAUAACUAUGAAAAUAAAGAACGCAAAGUGAAAUACUAUACUACAAACGUACCUAAAAGUGCACACCCAUACCCAAUGGAGCCUAUCAACGGAUUUGGGCAACAACGUUCUCAAAAUCAUAACAGAUACUACGAGGAUGAACAUAAGAAAUUUUCUUACUAUGAACAUAACCCUAGCCCUCGUUAUCCUUAUAACUAUGGCUAUAUGAAUAUAAAGCGUGUUCAAGAACCAUCUUUGUGGCAAAAACUUACCAACUCUAUGAAGGACACUAUAAACAGUGCAAGCCAAACAGUUCAUCAACUAACAAGACCCAUAAUAGAUCCUAUUGCAAAAGUGACACAGCCUGUCCUUGAUCCUUUAGUGGAAGCUACUCAUAAAAUCUCUCACAAUUUAGGACUUUACUCAUCUAACUCGAUACAGUCUCAAAGAUAUGCUCAAGAUAAAAUUGGCGUGGCAGCCGCAGCUACCGCAGGAGCUCCCGCCAUGCUGCCAGCUAUCGGUCUUAUGGCUGGAGGCGCUGCUUUAGGUCUUGGUGCUGUUGCUAUGGGAAGGCUUUUGGAUGUUAAUAUAAUGAGAAACGCAGGUUUAGGAGAAGAUGAUAUUGUAGAUGACAUUGAAAAGGAACACAAGAGAUCAUUCAGUGGAGUGCCAUAUGAUAUUGACAGACAUAUUAUAAGUAACCAAAAGGUUUACGAUGAUAACUAUAAAAUGCCUAGUGAAAAUGUAUAUGUCGUUAUGUCUCCAGAUGGAAAUGAUGGCACUCGUGCCAAACGUGAUGUCUUAAGUUUCUUCCAAGAACCCAGUUCACAAAGUGUUGUGUUAAAAAGAGUGAAAAGAAAACAUAUAGUGAAGAGGGCAUUAAAGCAUGACUUGCCCGACGACCUCCAGCAUUUAGACAGUAACCCAACCCCGUCUUCUUUGAAUACGGCAGCUAUGGAUUUGGUUAAACAAACAGACUGGAGAGAUUCUCAGUGCGCUAAGUUUACCUUCUGUAAAGUACUGACGUCACAGCCAUCUGACUCGAUCUUCGCAAUGGAGAAAAAAAUGGAGGCGUUAUUAAAAAUGAUCUCGCGGGGCGGAAGUACAAGCGUUGCGACUGUAGCCCACCAGCUCGGGGACGUGAUGGCUGCGAGUCGAGAUCACGACUGCAGCCGGUUCCGAUGCGAUGCCCACUGAUGGUCACAUGCGAUGCACACUGAUGGUCAACACGUAAUUACAGAAGGUGUCACCAGCUUACGAAAGUGAAAAAAGAACUAAAGUAGUCAAUGCGUUUUUCCCUACUGUGUACAAUGAACAAAAGCAUGAGCAGCUUAUUACUUAAAUAUAUGUUGUUUAUAAAUAUAUAUAUUUAGUGUAGUACGAGUAUGUAUAAGAAUAUAUUAGAUUUGAAAUAUUUUUUAAAUAUCUGAAAUAGAAACAUAUUAGAACAACUUCAAUAAAAUUACUUAUUCGCAUAUCAAUGACAUGUUUGGUUAAGUAGCCUUAAAUUUAAAUUAUUUAGUUUCCUGGCCUCUAAUUAAAAUGUCCAUUUUAAUUUUAAAGCUAUCUCGAACACAUAGAUCUUUUUUACCAGUAGAUAUAUGUACUGAUAGUGCCGCACUAAAUAUAUACAUCCGAACAAAAUAAUAUAAUUGUAUUCAAAAAUAUUAUUAUGUAUAAAAAUAUAUUUGAAUGAAAGUAAUAUUUUUAACCACACACGUGUAGAACGCUCACUAUUAAAUAAUUUUAAUUUAUAUUUAAAACACAUUUCCUGGUGAAAUGUGAGUGAUUUCGUUAGAAAUAUUUAUUGAUAAAGUUUAGGUAGGGAUAUCUUACUUCAAUUAAUAUUUGUUCGUUUAUUUUUGUAUAUGUAGGUAUAGAUAGUUAUUACAAUAUUGUAACAAGACUUACAAAUCGUGUAUAGAAACGUAUUCAGCAUCUGAAUGUAGAUACUUAUUUAUCAAUAGAAUGAAUAAUGAAGUAGAAGUUUAAACAUUGAAGUAAUAGUUCAGUUUAAACACAUUUACUAUAAAAUAUGUUUUUAUAACAAAUAACUUCAAUAAUCAAAUAUUAUCGUGCAUUAGAAAACAUGGAACGGUAAAAAACUUUUUAUCUGUACUUUACCUAUAUAAUCUGUCAUACUGGUUGUAUUUACCUAAAAAAAAUAUGAUUCACACGAACAUAUCCAUGUAUUAAUUGGAUUUUUAUUUAUUUGUUACCAAAUAUUUAUCAUAGUUAAGAUUAUAAUUAAACCAUAUUUAACUACGUU
This is a messenger RNA of Achroia grisella, 4024 nucleotides long. RefSeq lists its product as uncharacterized. The coding region runs from base 223 to 2952 and encodes 909 amino acids. Lineage: Eukaryota; Metazoa; Arthropoda; Insecta; Lepidoptera; Pyralidae. The record is from RefSeq and is a predicted model, not a curated record. The transcript is spliced from 4 exons.